AUGGGUGCCUGGGGCGGGCGGGACUUCUGCAGGGAGGGUGCUGAGCCUCGAGGAUGUGGUCAUUUGGCCCAUGAGAGUGAGCUGUUGGAAGAAACCAUAAACGCAGUCCGACACAAUGGGCCGCCCAUCACCAGACAGGUUCAAGACAUGGUUCUAGGAACAUUUUCAAAGUUUCUGGAAAGCUACAAGGACGAGGCUGCACGCUUCAUCCAGCAGAACGCCGGUGACCAGACCUUCCCCGAGCUGCACGUGCUGGAAAACUGCUGCAUCCUCAGGAACACAUGGGAGUCGCUGACCCAGGCCCACGUUUCCCCGUCCGACUUGGACCCAACUGUGCAAGGUGACAUCAGAUUUAUUGAGGACCGUGGCCGGGACCACCUCCUGCCUCGAGUCAGAGCCCUGUGCCAGAGUCUGCUAAGGGGUCACUUUGGGAAGAGUGACAAGGAUCUGGUCCAAGCUCUGCAGUCCCUGUGGCAGGGCCUGAGCCGCUGCACCAUCAUGCACUCUACUCCCACAUACGAGAGCCUUGUGCGAAGUCUGCAUAUGGUGGUCUUCGGGGAGUACGUCCAGGCCCUGGCCGCCCAUGUCAGGACGCUGGGGCCCGGGACGUCAGGGCACCUCAGUGCUCAGGUGGAGAUGGACAUCUGGAUGCUGAACGACGUCUUCAGGGUGCACAGGGACCCGGGUUUGGACGAUCUACAGCAGCCCAUCCUCCAGCUCAGCAAGAGUGAGGGCAGAGAGACUGUGGAUCAGCAGCUGGCCUCCUUCAGUGACAGGUUCCCCGGUUAUCUGAGGUACGAGGCAGAAUGA
Ceratotherium simum simum (southern white rhinoceros) is the source of this 810-nucleotide messenger RNA. The record is from RefSeq and is a predicted model, not a curated record. Lineage: Eukaryota; Metazoa; Chordata; Mammalia; Perissodactyla; Rhinocerotidae.